This is a messenger RNA of Wickerhamiella sorbophila, 1830 nucleotides long. Its product is annotated as pH-response regulator protein palF/RIM8. The transcript has a single exon. The record is from RefSeq and is a predicted model, not a curated record. The coding region runs from base 1 to 1830 and encodes 609 amino acids. Gene Ontology annotation, biological process: ubiquitin-dependent endocytosis. NCBI's taxonomy places the organism in Eukaryota, Fungi, Ascomycota, Dipodascomycetes, Dipodascales, Trichomonascaceae. Gene Ontology annotation, molecular function: protein-macromolecule adaptor activity; ubiquitin protein ligase binding. Gene Ontology annotation, cellular component: cytoplasm; plasma membrane; cytosol.
AUGGGAAGGCUCAGCUUCAAAUUACCAUGGGCGCCUUCGACGCAAUCGCCCUCGCUCUCACCUAAAGAGCCCGCUUCUCGAGCUGAUAGUCCAUUGAUAGUCACCCCCACUGCAUCUACGGUGCGCGAGAUCAUCACCUCUAGCGAGCCUGGUGGUCCCCGUUUCUAUGUCGAAAUCGAAGACCCCCACCGCAUGUAUUCACCAGGUGCAACGGUUGCAGGUCGCAUAGUGCUGCUUCUAGGCAAAAAGCAAAAAGUUUCCAGCGUCAAAGUCGAUAUUCAUGGUUUCGUUCACAUCAAAAACUUCAUACUAUCGAGUCGAAGCGGCCUCACAAAAGACCUUUGCCGUCUUACUAUAGAUCUGUGGUCUGCUGAGGAUACCGCACAUUCCUCAGUAGCGUCAGCCACCGCGACAACAACAUCGUCAAGCUCUGAUACACCCUAUUUAUUUUUGCCUCCUGGCGAGCACCGCUUCCCCUUUGAGUUCAGCUUACCAGCAUCCGGACUGAUGUCGUCUUUGACGUUUGAACGGGGUGAUAUUUCUUAUUUGGUCACUGGCAUUUUGAAAAGACCAGGUAGAAGUGCUCAAACUUCACCAUCCCAACCUCUCAGCGUCACCGUGCCCUUGGAUGUAUCGCAACUACCCCCCGCAAAAGUUACGCGUAUUGCCAUUGACGUCACCCAGCGUCGGCGAUCGGCGGGCCCAAGCUCCAAAGUAAUUGUGCAAUUAGAGCUCCCAACAAAGGGCUAUGUUCGAGGCGAAGAGAUCCCUGUUCAGCUAACGAUUAAGCACCAAUGGCUUGUGCAGAAUUCGGCCGGAAUUAUCCUUACUCUAGUCCGCAUCGCUCGUCUGCAUGGUGCCGAUUUCGACGCUCAGACAUUCCGAAAAGAUCUUGAUCAGGUGGUGCUUCCGCUAUAUACUGACCCGAAGACGUUGGUGGCCAACGUUGUAGGUACUCUCCGGGUGCCCCCUGAUUCGUUCCCCACUAUGCGCCAUAAGGAUCUGAUCACUUUCCAGUACGUUUUAGAAAUGACAAUGGAUGUUACUGGGAAGCGAGAUUUGCAGAAAUACGUCGCACGUGAUCCCGCUUUCACUCUAAUAGAUACUGUGGAACUGAAGCAGAAAUCUGGCAUAGUGUCUGCUUGGACUGAGGUUAUCAUAGGCACGUCUCGCACUACGCUUGGAGGCAGCACGUCCUCACAUGUCAGCCAGUCUCAUCCUUCAUUGAGUGAGCGCUCUAUGCAUGUGGACUUGUCGUCGCUAUCGUCAGGUGCAGGACCGUCCCCUACUAAUACACCGCCCUCAGCUUUGCAAACUACUAACGAAGAAAAGGCCGAGCUUGCAGCAAGAGCAGCCGCACUUUUGCCGUCAGUGGCUCCCCGGCCUGCGAUGCCGGGUUUGCAAGAGGUGUCUGCCCCAGGGCCUGUUAAUACAACGUUUGUUCCGCGGCCUAGUCAGGCUCUUGACAAACAAGAAUUGGAGAGGGCCAGACUUGCUGAACUUACCAGCGCACCUGAGGAUUUUGUGCCGCGCUACGAACCGUCCGCGCCCGCACCGUCCGCGGCGCUGGGUAUAUUCCCAUCGGCUCCUUCUGCGGCUCCUUCUGCGGCCCCUUCUGCUGCCCCUUCUGCGGCCCCUUCGGCUGCCCCCUCUGCUCCAUCUGCAUCGACACCGCUCGCGAUCUCCGCGCCUCCUGCAUCUUCCGCAUCAAGUCAAGCACAACCACUGGCCCCCUCAGCCCCGCCCACACAGGAUUCCGAUCUAGAAACCCCUAGAGAGGCUUCAGAGACCCCCGGGACGCCCAAAACAUCCGAGGCAGCCCAUAUUUAA